GUGAGGUUAUGUGAAUAAAUGUUUCAACUUCGAGAAAAUAAAAAAGCAUAAAAUCAAGAUCUUUUCAAAUUUUCAUAGUUUUCACUUUAACAACCUUAUAAAAAUUACAAAAUGGAAUACGAAAUACAAAAUCUUAACAAACUUAAAAAGUUGGAAGAAACUCUUUUGCAGCUAAUAGAUAAAAUCGACCAAGAAAUUAUUAAAACUGAUGUUGAAUGGUUGCAGUUGAAAAACAUUUCUGAAGUGGCAAAUAAUCAGGCUGAUACCAAAAUGUCUACAUCGGAGAGCCCUAAUAUUCUGCCGAAAGAUUCCAAGAGAAACGUUAAAAUGGAGUUUAAGGAAGAAUUUUAUUUUAAUAUGUCCCAACUGGAACUCAUUCCAUGCAGAUCCACCAGGAUACACGAUUUAGAAGAAUUUGAUAGCGACUGAAAUUGUAACAAUUGUGAUAAUAAUAAAGUGUUUAUUGUCAAUAGGAUCCUUUCAGAAAUGUCUGAAAGAACCGACAAAGACUUCCAAAGUUUUCAGUAAAAAUUGAUUUUAUUACGAUGGCCUAAAUGACAUUUUUAGGUAGCCGUGCAGAACUUUUCAUACAGUAAACCAUAACAUUUCGACACAUUAGCAGAGAGGUAAAGUAUUCAUCUUGUACAAAAUUAUUUAUCUGAAAGAAAACAUCAAUUUGUAUAUACAUGAGUUGAUUUAAAUCUCGAAUGGGAAUCAUUUCUUGUGGCGUACCUUUCAUUUAUAUAAAUUAUAUUUCAAAAGUCAAAUUUGAAUGGUGAAGAGAAAUUAUUUGUUGAUGACACAACUUUGGUCUAUUUUGAUAAAAACGCACCAUAUAAACGAGUCAACUCUUCAGAAAUACACAGUUAUUCGUUUCUCAUCAUUCAGAAUGGAAGAGGAAAUGAAAAGUUUUGCCAAACUUCGUAAACUAGAACAAAUCCUCACGCAGUUUUUGGAAAAAAUCGACAAUGAAAUCGAUAAAACGGAAGUGGAGUGGCUGAAUUUGAAAAGCAUAUCUGAAACGAAAAAUUGCCAAGAGUUCUCAGGACCUGUGCCCAGCAGCUCAGGUGCUUCGAACGUUUCCCCGAAAGAAAUCAACAAAGAAAGUGAGGGUCAUACGAAAAAUCCCAAUAGCAGCGGUGAAAAUGUAGCUAAAUGGGAAGAUUUCAAAAUGGAAAACAUGGACUUUCUUGAUGACAUUAACUUGUCACUGGAGCCAUCUUGUGGAAGAACAAAAGGUCUCUAUGAUUUAGGAGAAGUUGAUAGUGACUGAAGCGUUUUCGUAUUUUCUGAUUGGUGAUUUUUGUGUAGAUUUUUUUAAUGAAUUGCCAAUAAAUUGCUCCAUUUUUUUAGAAAGAAUUUAAUUCAAGCUGGAGCCUACCUAACAAAGCAUGUUUCUGAGCUUUCAAUUGACCACCGGUUUUUCAUCAUAGGUUAAGUUUAAAUUUUCUAUAUAUGAGAAACUACAGACCUUUACACUUUCCGGAAAAAGAAAAUUAUGAAACCAAUAUUAUUCGUUAGUUUCAUAAGAAAAUAGUUCGUUCAUCCGUAAAUAACACCCAGCAUUUUCCAUUUCGAAAGAAAGUCAGUUUCAAAACUGACUGACAUAAUCUUUGAGACUCACCACCACUCUUUCAAACCACGUUCCAAAGUGUAUAUGGUUUUUGUGAAGCAGAAAAAGUACAAGAAUGAAUGUACGACAUAAAUAUUCAAAUAGUUAUCCUCAAUUAAAUAUCUCUUUUACGAAAUUCCGAAUAUACAGUCUUUAUGGGUCUGAAUUGCGGAACAAAUCAGCCAAAUAGAUCUCAAAAACAUGUUGGCAAUGUUGCUCGCACAGUCAGGACAAGA
Molecule: messenger RNA, 1848 nt
Organism: Leptinotarsa decemlineata (Colorado potato beetle)
Lineage: Eukaryota; Metazoa; Arthropoda; Insecta; Coleoptera; Chrysomelidae
Source: RefSeq, a predicted model, not a curated record